Molecule: messenger RNA, 263 nt
Organism: Saprolegnia parasitica CBS 223.65
Lineage: Eukaryota; Oomycota; Saprolegniomycetes; Saprolegniales; Saprolegniaceae
Exons: 1
Source: RefSeq, a predicted model, not a curated record
AUGUACGACGACAUGGACGAAGAGCUCGCCAAGUCGACGUACUUUGGUGUACCUGCAACGCCACGCGAGACUGUCUCUUCCUCUGCGUCUUCCUCGCGACUGAGCACCGUCGUUUUUGCCAACUGCCCCAAGGCGCACGCGUGCGGCGUCCAGCUUGGCACAACGAUCGCGUUCUUGGGUCUCUUUGCUAUUGCGCAGGCGUACCUCUGGGACCGCUCGGCGCCCUUCUUCGCCGCGACUUCGCUCCUCCUCUGCUCGUACGA